Molecule: messenger RNA, 1200 nt
Organism: Prunus armeniaca (apricot)
Lineage: Eukaryota; Viridiplantae; Streptophyta; Magnoliopsida; Rosales; Rosaceae
Source: the annotation of a GenBank genome assembly
AUGGUAGGAAAGGUUGAAGACUGUGGCUCCAGAGGGCUCAAAGCAGAGGUUUAUACAGAGGAACAUGAGAAGCAGUUGGGGGAUUGUAAUACAAGCUGGCCCCCUGGGUGGGAUUUGGUUAAGGGAGAAACUUGCCACCAAUGCAGGCAUAAACUCUUGGCCAGCAUACACAUUGCUGCAAAUGUGACCGGUCCAAGGGCGUUAUGUGGAGAUUGCUUAUACACGAGAUAUGGAGAGAAUAGCUUGAAGCCAACCAAAAUCCUGAUUGGGGUUUGCCCUGUUUGUCGGGACUCUGCAACUGCAAUCUUUGCCGUAAAGCAAAAGGGUGGGAACCCACUGGUCUCAAAACUGGGUUACAAGUCUGUGGCGCAUUAUCUUAUUCAAACCCACCAUUCCCAGAUAAAAUCAGAAACCUCAGGUGCAGAGGUUGCUGAAGAGGGAUCUGAGCCAUCUUCACAUGAUGAAUUUCUGGAAAGCACAAGACAUCAACCUGAGGACCUAAGGCAUGAUGAGGGGUUCUUCACAACGGAAGAAAAAAUGGGCGAGGUGCACUUCCUGGGCAUCAAGCAUGUUGAUGUCAAUGAUGUGGGUAAGCUAGAUGAUGUUGCUGCUGCUGAUGCUAAUGAUGGUGAGGCAAAGGAAAAGCCAAGGAGAGAAACAAGGGAUGUGGCUAUGAAGCAGUUAAUGGCAACAAUUCAAACGUUUGAUGUAAUUCGUCUGGCACAAGGCAUGAAUAUCAAUCGAGCCAUAUUAUUUGGGAUCCGCCGCAAGGUCUCCAUCAGCUCCAGCCACACGACCUCAACUCAUCCAAAGUCAUUACGGGUUUCUUCACCUAGGGCAUGUUUACGUAUCAGCACAGGCAAUAGGUUUAAUAUAUCAUCGUUUACAGAGGAAACUCAUCAAUCUCCACUGCCCCCUGUUUUUAAUGGUGGUUCAGAGAAAUCGAGGCCGAGGAGGCACUCGGAAGUGAACAGUGAUGAAGGAACCGUAAGAAUGGAACUGCAGAGGUUUCAGGGUACGAGCAGUUCAGGGACCAAAGGAUCAAAGGAACAAGGAGAGAUUGCAGAAGCUGGGUCUUUUGGACUUCUCGCUGAAGCUCAAGCCGAAAGCUGCCCCUCCAAAACGUUCCCAGAGUCAGAGAGACCCUUCUGUUCAGACCAAAAUCCACAACUCUGGGUCCCCGCCAAGGCGCUCUUCUAG